Pogona vitticeps (central bearded dragon) is the source of this 5695-nucleotide messenger RNA. Lineage: Eukaryota; Metazoa; Chordata; Lepidosauria; Squamata; Agamidae. The record is from RefSeq and is a predicted model, not a curated record.
CCCUCGUUGCCUGAGACUUGUCAGUCGGUGCCUGUCCGUUGAGGGAGGCGCACGCUUGGGGGGAGAGAUCGGUCUUCCGCGGUGACUUGGUCGUAUUCUUAAGCGAAAAUGGCUGAGCCGGCCACCCAGUCCCCGUAUAUUUCUUCCUCCGCUGGGGGUGGCUCCUCGGAACCAGGAGGACGAGAGGUCAAAGGGGCAGGUUCCCCCCAGUCUUGCGCUGAUUCCUUUGUUUCUUCCUCUCAGCCUGUCUCUCUCUUUUCGACUUUACAAGCUGGAGCUCAAGAAACAUAUUUAACACAUUCAGGAAACCAAAGGGAAGCAACCGAAAAGUCCGAACCCCGAAAGGCAGGGAAGGAGUUCAUCGAUGGCCAAAACCAAGACUAUGUCUAUGGGACCAAUGAAAGUCUGGGAACAAAGGCAGCCUCUGCGGGUCCUCCUGGCCCAGAAGAAGGCUCUGAUGGCUCCAGAGCUCAUACAUGUGGUCCAGCACUGCAAGCUGGUUCCCUGGGGCAUAGUAAUCCUAAAGGAGAUGUCUCUGUAAAUGGGAAGGCUGAUCUGAGUGGACGUGACCAGCUGAAAGAACUGGCUUCCAGCGUAGAAUCCAAAUUUGCUUUGCUGACCAACCCGCAAGGAGAACCUGCGCAGCCUCAGUCCAAAGUUGGAUAUUCCCACUCCUCAGCAAUGGGUGACGCUGCGGUGGAGAAAGAGUCUCCCGAAUCUCCAUUUGAAGUGAUUGCUGACAAACUGGAAUUUGAUAAGGAAUUCAAGGAGGUCCUUGCAAGCAGCGCCAGUGACAUUGGCAGCAACUGGGUCCUGCAUAACGAGCGGGAGAUGCUGACAGACAUUCCAGAGGACAGUGUCUGUGAGUUUCGGGCCAAGCCACGGAGUGGUGGCAGAAUUCCUCCUGUUCCCGGGCUCUCGCGCCAAUCCUCGGGCACCACCGCAGCCCUCGAAGAGGUCUCCAAGUGUGUCCGCGAGAUGCAUAGCUUCACCAAUGAGCUGCUCAACUGGGAUCUGAUCCCCAAGGAUCUGGAUGACAAAGCAGAAGUGUUGGUUCACUCGGGAGUCUCAGCGUCACCUCCCCAAGAUACCAACACUGACCUUACGCGGUUGAAGGCCGGUAUCAUGGAAGUGGGGAAGGCUCCCACCCCUCAUCACCCGGUCACAGUCAGCCUCCACCCAAAAAGCCGGCUGCCUCCAGAGGUCGAAGGAAAGCAGCCGGCGGUCUCUCAAGGGGCAGGUGUUGGGAAGAAGGUCGCUGUGGCCACCGCUGCCUCCGUGGAGCCAAAGCCUGCUGACAUUAGUUGGUCAAAUCCUGGCCUUCCCGAAGCAGUUGAUGUUGACAGCUCCAGCGAGUCCGAUGACACCGUCAUUGAGGACGCGGCGGCAGAGAUGACCUUCCGAACGGAGAAGUUGCCCGAGAGUGACAAGCCAGAAGCAGAAACUGUGCAGGCAGAAGCAGGAAGGGCUUUGCACAAGACGGCUGGACUCCACCCAGAAAGCAGGGUUCCUUCCAAGAACGCGGAAGGCACUUUGGGAGCCCCUGAUCACUUCAAAGCCAUCCAGGCCAAGGCUGAUGUUCUUCAGAGGAGCCCGCCGGCUGGAUCUAAGACAGGGAGGGAACUGGGUACUUGCAGGCAGGACUUUGUUGGGAAGCAAUCCAGUGCCGAAGGCCUCCCUCUUUCCCCACGAGCAGUCUCCCCGUCUCUCCCUUUAGAGAAGGCGAAAACGGCGGUGUGUCCAGAGGCUGCGAAGGCCGAGGGCUUCAUGGACUUCACGAAGGAGGGUUUGAAAUCGGAAGGGAAUGACUCCCCCGAAGACCCCGUUGAAACUUUCUCAGAGGCCGAGCUCAGGGCAGCCCGCUCUCACGUGGCGGCUCCAGAUUUCCAGCGGCCGCCCCAGGCAGCUCAAGACUUUGAGCAAGAGCACCUCACGAUCAAGGCCCUCAAAGAAGCCGGCCGGAAGACUGAGAUGGAAAGGCAGCCCUCCACUCCAGGCCGGAGCUCUCUGCCUAGCGGGAGGGCUUCUGGGCACUACUUUCAUACUAUCCCUCAAGAGCCUCCGGUGCCUGCUCAGAAGUCGGCCUUGGAGAAGAGGCCCCUCUGCCUCGAGGAGGCGGUGGAUGUGAAGCUGGCUCCCGGCCCUGCUGCUGCCGCCUUCGGGGCACACGGCGUUUCCAGCAAAUCUUCCCAAGGGCAUUCUCCUGAGCCUCCCCUACCACACAUGAUCAAAAAAUUACUGGCUGGAUUCUCAGUGCAUGACCUGAUCUUCUGGCGGGAUGUGAAAAAGACAGGCCUCGUCUUCAGCACGACGUUGAUCUUGCUUCUCUCCUUGGCCGCCUUCAGCGUCAUCAGCGUCGUGUCGUACCUCAUCCUGGCACUCCUCUCGGUCACCAUCAGCUUCCGAGUCUACAAGUCCGUCAUCCAGGCCAUACAGAAAUCUGAAGAUGGGCAUCCAUUCAAGAGCUACCUGGACCUGGACAUCACCCUCUCCUCCGAGGCUUUCCACAACUACGUCAGCUCUGCGAUGGGGCAUGUGAAUCGGGCUCUGAAGCUCAUCAUGCGCCUCUUCUUGGUGGAGGACCUGGUGGAUUCCUUGAAGCUGGCAGUCGUCAUGUGGCUGAUGACCUACGUUGGGGCCAUCUUCAACGGGAUCACCCUUCUCAUCCUGGGGGAGUUGCUUGUUUUCAGCGUCCCAGUUGUUUAUGAGAAGUACAAGACUCAGAUUGACCAUUAUGUUGGGAUUGCCCGGGAUCAGAUCAAGUCAAUCGUGACCAAGAUCCAAGCCAAGGUUCCUGGAGCUGUGAAGAAAAAGCCAGAAUAAUUCUGCCAGAGAGCUAGGACCCAGCUGUUCACUAAAUCGAAACAGGAAAAAAAAAUUCUCUUGUGUCAUAGUUAUAACCAUUGUUACUUGUACCUAUGAAGGAACAUGCCAAGUCAGCUUGAUGUCUGCAUUCCAAGCUUAAUUGAUUUUGUUUUAAAAAAAUUCCACUCCUUCCCCUCCCCCAGGCCUAAACACUGGGCUCAAAGUGCACUGGACUAAGCAUGAACUGGUGUCAGGAAUUUACAAAGGGAAAGCAAAGGGGUGAGGGGACCCUUCUGGCUUUCCCAGCAGGCUGAGCGAUCAUCGCGUCUUGGAUGGGACAGGGAGUGAGCAACCCAAAGCCGGAUGCUCUUUCCUGGGCAGAAACAUGAUCUCCACUCCACCAAACUUCUUGUGGGUUUCAGAACCCAGCCUCAUAGGCUAAGUAGCUGCGAGGUGAAGGUGGUUUUCUUUCUUUCUUCCCUUCUCUCUGGAGCUUUGGGUAUAAUUUGCUGACAAUUAAUUCAUCGCUCCCUAAUCUCUAAAAUUUUAACAGCAAAUUAAGACUUUGUAAUCAUUUUAACCAUUAAAUGGACAGGGACACCCAUUUAUUGAGUUGUGAUUUAACAUUUCACUGUAUUUUAAUUGGUUUCUCUCUUGGGGGGGGGUGAUUGUGGCAGAUGGGGUGGCCAUUUGGGCCACUUGUAGAAGUUUUAAAUUAUUUUUAAAUGCAUAGAUUAACUGUCAACAGUUGCUGCCACGGGUUAAUUCCCUGGACAGGGCCCCACAUUUUAAUUAAUUUUCUUAAUGAUAACAAUGUGAACCUUUUAGCGUCAGUGUUUCCUACUUCUGCGCUGUUUUCCCUGCCCUUCCGCCUUCUAGUAAAAAUGAUUGGAUUUUCAUCCAGCGCUGUGUUCCCAUUCCAUGAAAGGCGAAAGGUGUCUCUUGGCCCCUCCGUGGGCUCAUCUUAUCGUUCUGGCAUGAACUAAUCAGCCUGUAACAAGAGGGCCAGGUUGAGAACACUCUGAGCUACAUCUGGCCAGUUGCUUUCUCUCUCCUGGCGCCUUGACCCUCGCCCCGUCUACCUUGCUGAUGGAAAGGGGGGGGGACACCCUCCAACCCAUCUCCCUUAAUGAUGUCAGUUCUGCUCUUUAGUCUGGUUCAUCCUCUGCCUUCCUCUGUCGCUGCUCAUCAUACACCUACAGUAUCCUGCCCCAUUCCCCCGUGGGGUGAAUAAGGUUGUAUUUUUAAAAAAAAAUCUUAACUCUGAAGUGAAAAUGUCUGUAACUUUUGUACACGUUGCUGUAAACAAACAAACAAAAAAAAUAAGCUGUGGAAAAGCCCAAACUUCUGCAUGUAACUGAUUCCUCGACCCCAUCCCACCCUGUAAUUUUAGUCCUUUGAGGUCAUAGAGGUAGGGAAUUGCAGAGCACAGGCACCGACAUCGAAAUCCCCAAUGUCUUUGCUCUCUCUUGGCCUCACCUGGCUGUCGGAGAGCCGUAGGACCGGGGGGCUGUAGUUUCAACACAAGAGUUUGCAUCCUUGACUCAGAAACUCACUAGUGCAUAUUUACUGUUGUGUCUUUACUUUUAGAGAGACCGUUGGGUGAGCGAAAGGUGGCAUCGGAGAAUUUUGUUCUGGGAAAAGUUGCUUUUGUCGUUGUCCCUUGGGAAGUCUCUGUUGAACAGAUUUGUCGCAAUAGGAUGGUUUGUCAGCUUGCAGGCGCCGGGAAAACGGACUCUGUGCACCAAGUUAAAACGACUGCAUUGCAAAUUUUAUGAUAUUCUGAUGAAAUGCGGAGUGGGGGGGGUAGAGAGUGGAAGAUUGGUUUGGAAUUCUGCUUAAUGGAGGGGAGUCCCUCACUUCUGUAGGCUGAGUGAAAGGAUCCGUGUUAGAUUGGCAGCUAAAAUCACAGGGACCACUGCCUCUCCUGUUAGGAUGUUGGGUAUGCAGAGUGGAGAAUACAGCAAAAGGGAUCUCUUGAAUUUGCCCAGCGAGUCUGAUUCUUGUUGGGUAUGCAGAGUGGAGAAUACAGCAAAAGGGAUCUCUUGAAUUUGCACAGCGAGUCUGAUUCUUUGCAGAUACGGCGGCAGCAGCUGCGGCUGCUACAGAUUGGAACACCCCCUCGCUGCCCGGCACCUUUCAUACUUCCCACUUCUCUGAACGUUGCCUGUGUACCAAAGCUCCCCUCUGGGAAUGGCGAGCAGGGCCGUGUCCUGAGUGCGAAAGGUGUCUGAUUUAGUCAGAAGACACCGUGACGUGCAGUGGGGGAUGUUUCAGAUGUAGGCGAUUGCUGGAUGGGUUUGUCUUUGGAGAAUAAGAGACGGGGCGAGCGAAUCCAGAUGUUGUCGGGCUGCAAGGCCCAUAAGCCCAGGCGAGCAUAUUCGCUGGUGCGAAAUGCCGGGACUUGCAAUCCAGCAAAAGUUGGAAGGCUGUAGGGGGCUCGCUCCCUGCUUUAGCAAGAGGCACGUGAAUAUCUGUAUGCUUCUGCACCACCGAACCUGCCCACCCACCCAUCUCCCUUUUUUUUCCAAGGGCCUCUUCUCCACACUUGGAGAGUCUUUGGCUUAGCUCUUCCGUAUGUCAUGUUACUGCUGUGUUUGAGUAUCGUGAACCCGAUCUCUUCGUGGCCCGGUGGGCUUUCCUUUUUUUUUCUUCCUUUUUUCUUUUUUUAAAAGGUAAAUAAAGAAAAUGUACGUAGACAGAGAAAAUGACAGAAACUACUAAUGAAGCUCUUGCGUUUGUGUGCAUUUGUGUGUACUGUGUGUACAUCGUUAAAACGUAUGGGUAGCGCUAAGGGACCAGAAGAAAGCUGGUUUGAGAUUUAAAGAAGGAAAAAAAUUGCAACUUGAUCUGGUAUUAUUAAUAAAAAGAGCACAACGUACAAACUCCA